Scedosporium apiospermum is the source of this 633-nucleotide messenger RNA. RefSeq lists its product as uncharacterized. Bases 1 to 633 code for a protein of 210 amino acids. NCBI's taxonomy places the organism in Eukaryota, Fungi, Ascomycota, Sordariomycetes, Microascales, Microascaceae. The transcript is spliced from 2 exons. The record is from RefSeq and is a predicted model, not a curated record.
AUGGUGCAGUUCCGGGAAAAGGGCUCGCCGCUGCCGGACCCAGACUCGCAGCUGUAUCGGGCGUUUGCCGGCGCGCACCCUGGGAUUGUUGUGCGUCACGAAUAUCACGGGACGGUUGGUGCGCUCAAGGCAUAUUCGAUGCCCAGACUUCAGGGCGAUACCGUUGUCGAGGCGUGGAGAUCUUUUGAACUGGAACCGGAUAGGCGGUUGGUUCUUGCAGAGGAUCUAGCAAAGUUCUAUGUAAGGUCCCUACAAGUCGCACGGGACUCUAUCAACAUAGGACCCGAAGAGCGCGGUCCCAUUGCUCGUACGUGCCUAGGCAGACUGGAUAAUCUUCGCAAUACACUCCCCGAUCGCUUCCAGCCCGCCGUUGAAUACGUGCAGAACCACAUGGACGCGUUCUUCGAUCCAGACACCAGCUCUGCGUUGGUCCCCAUCCACGGCGACCUGAGCCUGCUAAACAUACUCGUAAACCAAGACACGGGUAACCUCACGGGCGUCAUUGACACGGCCGAGUUGAGCGUUCUGCCCUUCGGGUUCGACUUCUACGCUAUGGACAACAUUGUCGGCGAAAGGAGCCCGGAAGGGUGGAUAGAGCACGAUAAUGCGCUGGAGGUGAGGGACCACUUCUAG